Messenger RNA from Pogoniulus pusillus (Red-fronted tinkerbird), 6497 nucleotides. RefSeq names its product RAP1 GTPase activating protein 2 (gene RAP1GAP2). Gene Ontology annotation, molecular function: GTPase activator activity. Gene Ontology annotation, biological process: regulation of small GTPase mediated signal transduction; activation of GTPase activity. The transcript has 27 exons. NCBI's taxonomy places the organism in Eukaryota, Metazoa, Chordata, Aves, Piciformes, Lybiidae. The coding region runs from base 340 to 2628 and encodes 762 amino acids. The record is from RefSeq and is a predicted model, not a curated record. Gene Ontology annotation, cellular component: plasma membrane; cytoplasm.
CAGAAGAUCACUUCUGAGAAACAGCUUUUAGUGUGGUCUGAAGCCCCUUGAAAUAGCGUUUAUGUGCUCUGAGUUUGUUUCCUGGGCGCUAUGGACCAUCCAUAAAUGGAAUGCACCUUCCAGCUCCUGGGGGUUUGGCAGAGGAGCCCCAGCCUGGGCUGAUGUCAGCUCUGAAUCUACAGCAGAAUUUUCUCCUGGCCACCACACAGGUACGUGCGAGAGGGACGGUUCCGCAUCGAGGAGAGGACGCUGACGGCGUUCCAGUGGCUGUACUCGCCCCACCAGCACCGCAUCGUCAGCCGGGCGGACUUGGGCUCACCCAGCAGGAUUGACAAGACGAUGCUUGCCAGCCUGAAGAUCAAGUGCGGCGGGGCCGGAGCCGGGGUCGGAGCGGGAGCGGCGAUGUCCCGGCCGGGCGGGCGGCUGCGGUCCCGGCGUGCGGGGGUGAGGGCGGCUGUGGUGCUGAUCGGGCUGCUGCACCGCUCCCGCAGGCACGGCGCCGAGAGCAGGAAGCAGGAGCUGCUGAACAGCUCGGAUGUGACCGUCCCGGAGCGGCCGCUGUCCCCCCCGCUCACCGCCCCGCCGACCAUGAAGUCUGCAGAAUUCUUCGAAAUGCUGGAAAAAAUGCAGGCACCGAAACUGGAAGAGCAGAGAACUGGAAGCCAAAAGCAUAAGGAGGACUACAUCCCAUACCCCAGCAUCGAUGAGAUCCUGGAGAAGGGCAGCCCGUACCCACUGAUCAUCCUGCCCCAGUUUGGGGGGUACUGGAUCGAGGACCCGGAGAACCUGGGCACACCCACCUCAUCUGACAGCAGCAUCUGUGAGGAGGAGGAGGAGAGCCUCAGCCCCAGCACCUAUGGCUACAAGCUGGAAUGCAAAGGAGAGGCCAGGGCCUACAGGAAGCACUUCCUAGGGAAGGAUCAUCUCAAUUUUUACUGUACAGCCAGCAGCCUCGGGAACCUGAUCCUCUCCAUUAAGUGUGAGGAGGCAGAUGGCACAGAAUAUUUAAGGAUUAUACUCAGGUCCAAAGUGAAGACCCUGCACGAAAGGAUCCCCCUGGCAGGGUUCAGCAAGUUGCCCAGCAUCCCUCAGAUUGCAAAGGCCUUCUGUGAUGAUGCCUCUGGGCUGAAGUUCAACCCAGUUCUGUACCCCAAGGCAUCCCAGAUGAUUGUGUCUUAUGACGAGCAUGAGGUCAACAACACAUUCAAGUUUGGUGUGAUCUACCAGAAGUUCAGGCAGACCCAGGAGGAGGAGCUGUUUGGCAAUAACGAGGAGAGUGCUGCCUUCAAGAGCUUCUUAAGCUUUCUGGGAGACACCAUAACGCUGCAGGACUUCAAAGGCUUUCGAGGAGGCCUGGAUGUCAGCCACGGGCAGACGGGCGCGGAGUCGGUGUACACCGUGUUCAGGGACAGGGAGAUCAUGUUCCACGUCUCCACCAAGCUGCCUUUCACCGAGGGAGAUGCACAGCAGCUGCAGAGGAAGCGGCACAUCGGCAACGACAUCGUGGCCAUCAUCUUCCAAGAGGAGAACACUCCCUUCGUGCCCGACAUGAUCGCCUCCAACUUCCUGCACGCCUACAUCGUGGUGCAGGCUGAGAGCCCCACGGCCGAGAACGCAACCUACAGGGUGUCAGUCACAGCCCGGGAAGAUGUGCCCUCCUUUGGGCCACCCCUGCCAAGCCCACCAGUGUUCCAGAAGAGCCCUGAGUUCCGGGAGUUCCUGCUGACCAAGCUCAUCAACGCCGAGAACGCCUGCUGCAAGUCUGACAAGUUUGCCAAGCUGGAGGACAGGACACGAGCUGCCUUGUUGGACAACCUCCACGAUGAGCUCCAUGGGCACACGCAGACCAUGCUGGGCCUGGGGCCUGAGGAGGACAAGCUGGAGAACGGGGGGCAUGGAGGCUUUCUAGAGUCUUUCAAGAGAGCCAUCCGAGUGCGCAGCCACUCCAUGGAGACGAUGGUGGGCAGCCAGAAGAAGCACCACGGCGGUGGCAUCCCGGGCAGCCUCAGCGGGGGCAUCGUGCACAACAGCAGCGAGGUGACCAAGACCACCUUCUCGCCCCCAGUACCAGCUGCUGCUGCUGCCAAGAACCAGUCCAGGAGCCCCAUCAAGCGCCGUUCGGGGCUGUUCCCUCGCCUGCACACCAGCUCUGAGAGCCAGGCGGAGAGCAGGACGAGGUGUGACAGUGUUUCUGGAGCCCAGAAGACACCAGAUUUGGGACACUCUUCUCAAGAGAUGAAAUCUGAAACCUCAUCCAACCCCAGCUCCCCUGAAAUAUGCCCCAACAAAGACAGGCCAUUCAUCAAGCUGAAGGAGAACGGGAGGUCCAACAUCUCCCGCUCCUCCUCCAGCACCAGCAGCUUCAGCAGCACGGCAGGGGAGAGCGAGACCCUGGAGGAGUACGACAGUGUGGGCAGCCAGCCGUCCACCGCCUCGCCCUUCAAGCAGGACGUCUUUGUCUACAGCGCCUCCCCCGGCAGCGAGAGCCCCAGCGGGGGGGCUGUGGCCACCCCUGUCAUCAUGAGCAGGAGCCCCACAGCAGAUGUCAAGAACAGGAACUCUCCAAGGUCAAACCUGAAGUUUCGCUUCGACAAGCUCAGCCACGGCAGCUCCAGCUCGAGCCACUAGCAGGAGGGAGGAGUCGUGAACUUGUCACAGAGGAUUUUUGUUUCAGCAAAGGGAAACUCUUCAGUGUCCCGUGGGAAGAGGCAGGCCCCAGCCACGGGCAGCACGGUGCCCUCAGCCUGCGCCAGGGAGAAGCUCUCACCUCGCUGCCAUCCUGCCCUGACAGGGACCCAGCCACCUUCCCACCGGGUGAACCUCUCCCAGCAAACACCCUACAGCCCUCCCUCUGUGCCGUGGGGGGAGAUCAUCCCCCACUGCCUGGCACCCACCUGUGCCCAGGGGCCGUGUGUCCUUCACGGUGCCAUGUCAUCCUGUGGGCACCUGCGUGUGCUGCAGCUGGUGGGUGCCAGGCGGGCACCACCUAUCCAUUCAUCACCUCCGGGCUUGCCCACUGGCUCCUCUCAAGCAGAGGGAGGCAGAGUGGGCCCUGUGCAGCCCAGGUCUCUCCACCCUUUGUUUGCAGCUGCCAGUGGGGAAGCAAGGGGCUGGGUGUGUUCUGGAAGGGGGUGGUCAGGGCAGUGAGGUCUUGCUUGGCUCCACCGUUUGCUAUUGCUUUUCUCAGUUUGGAGACAAGGGGGUAACCCCCCCCACCCCCAGGGGCUCUCCCUAGGGCAGGGGGGUUGCAGCAGCUCACCAUCUGCUCCCCUCCAGCCCAUACCUCACCUCACAGAACCCUUGUGGCAGAGCAGUCUCUUGCUCUGUGCUUGGCUUCUUGCACAAGAAGAGGGCUGAAGAGGCCCUGGGGGAGCAGAGCUGGUUGCCAGGGCUGCCUCAUCCUCUCUGGGCAGCCUUGGAAAUGGUUUCUGUGUCCUCCCUGCUUUUCCCUGCCUGAAGCUCCAAGCACAGGCCUGGAGAAGGUUAACCAAAGCUAGAGCUGUGGUAAAUCUAAAGACCAGAACAGCUACUCAGAGUGAAUUUGCCCUCUGGGCUCUGCUUUGCUCUGUGCUUGGAUCACCAGGCAAGCAAACACGUACAGCUUUGGGUGGCGUUAGGCUGCUCCCCUCCUUGCAGGGUCUGUCCUGUUGCUUCUGAAUAUGCUUGUUUUGAAAGACAAGGGUUAGGAAUUCUGCAAGGGGACAUCCCUGCAAUGCCCCUUCCCAAAAAAAUACCUCUCUGAACAUGCCAAGAAAUCCUUCUGCUCUUCUGCAGAGCUCUGCCUGAAGCUCACUGAACUCUGUCCGUGGAUUUCCCAGUUUGGUUUCUGACAGGCACUGCAAUGCUGCAGACACCUCCUCCCCUUACCACUUUGGCAGCCCCCCCCAAAAAAUGAGUUCUGAACCUCACGUGACAGCAGUUCUCUGAGCUCCUGAUUCCUGACAAAAACAACUUCCAGUGCCAAAGUUAAUCUGGUGCAGCUGGAGCUCCGAGGGGCACCGACAGCCACUUUGAGCAGGCAGAGCUGCACACCUAGGACAGCCCUGGCAGUGGCUGUGGUGCUCCCCAGGGGUGCCUCUCUCUGAGGGAAAGUAAUUGUAGAAGCAAACCAUCACCUCUCCUCCUCCUGUCACCAUCUCCAAACCAGAGCCAAGCCAAGCAGAACAAGACUGGCUCUGUGUGACAUGACUGGCACCCCGGGCACUUGGCUCACAUAGGUGCUCCCACUUGUGUGUGUGAUUGACCCAUCUGGCAAGGCUGCAGCCCUCAUGGGAGAGAAGUCAGAUGAAAGGAGGAAAACUCGUGGAGAAGGUGGAGAACAGUCUCACAGGCACCAAGUGUGCUCCGUGGGACCAGGAAGUAGCAGCAACCACCAGUGGGAGCAUUCCCUCCUGCUUCCAGCGAGUCGCAUUUCAGCAGAGUUUGACUCUGGAGGUUUUCUUUGCAAGAGGAGGAGGAGGAGGAGGCUGUGCUCUGCCUGCCCCUAGCUAGCUAUGGUUCCACAUAGCUUUGCUGUUCAGCACUUCUGUCUGGCCAUGCUUUGGCAGUACUUUCCAGCCCACCCCUGGUUCUUCCCUGUAGAAGCUUUUGAUCUGUUUCCCUGACACUGAUUGGUGCCACGACCUGCUUCAGGGUCUGUCCUUGGCUUGCUUCCCUUGCUCCCAUAGAUGUCCUCCUUUGCCUGGGUGUUGAUCUCCGUGAGAUCUUUCAGCAGAUGGUGCAGUGGCUACUGUCAGUUGGGCUCUUCACUUUUGGUAGUUUGGGUUUUUUUUGUGUGUGUUUUUCCCCCCUCCCUCUCCCCCCAUUGUUUUUACUUGAAACUGACUUUCCUUUUGGUCCUAGAGUGGUUUCUAAAGUUAACCAAAGGCCCUGGCAGGCAGGGCAGUGGGCAGCUUCAAGUGAGGCAGACACAGUGUGUUGACUUUGUGCUGGAAAUGGCAGCUGGGCUGGGAGGUGUGCUGGGGAGCAUCUUCAGCAAGCACUUCCCACAACGGGUUGUAGAGACCCUGUGCCACAUCCCACUCAGCAGCUGGGCAGCUCAAGUUCCUGCCCUGCCAGGCUGUGGUGUGGUUCUUGCCUCCUGGCACUGCCUUGCAGAGCAGGGUGCUCCUGGGGUGUCCUGAGCUGUCCUCAGUGGUGCUGGGACCAGCUGCUGUGUUAGAGAUGGGAAGUGCCUGCACUGCCAGCAGUUGGUGAAGUUGUUCCUGUAUAGACACUGCAAACCUGUUUGUGCUGGUAGGUCACACACAUGCACAUCCAUCUGGAACAGUGGUUUUAUGUAUAUCAGAAACAAGAUCCUGAGCUGGCACUAACCUUCUUGGGCAGUGCAUUUUCUGAUCCCCACCAUUUCUGCGCCUGUAACUUCUAUCAGCCUCACAGGUGACUUGGCACAGGGAGCAGAAGGAGCUUACAGGCAGGCUGGGGGGGAUCAUGAACCGCCCCUCAAUAGCACAGGGGACUCUCUCCUGUCCUGUCCCCCUUUCCCAAUGAGUUUCCAGUCCCCCAGCUGUUCCUGCUGCCACUUGGCUUGGGUCAGUUCCUGACCUUGGUGAUGGGCAGGUCCAGGUCUCCAGCGCUGGAGCCACAGGCUCUGAGUCCUGGCAGCAAGAGGGAACUCUGCUCUCCCUUCCACCAGUGUCUCCUGUGUCUGUGGCCCUGGGCCCUGACUUGCCCCUGCAGAGCUGGCAGCCAUCUGCUGCUGCUCCUUGUGGGUCGUUCUGCAGGAGAGCACUUAGAACCUACUUGUGUCUUCUCGAAACCUUGCGGUGUCAAGCACAGGGUUACACUUAAGCACAGCGUGGAAGUGCUUUUAUUCUGAGCAAAAAGAAGGGACCCUAAGCACAAACUCAGCUUCUUUCCAGAGUUUUGAGGGUCUUCAGGAACAGCUGAAGGUACCAGGGUACUGCUGUGGAUGGGUGUUUAACCAAGGGCUGGGGGCUCCUCGGCUGCGGGGGCCCGAGGCUCCUCAUCUGCCUUCAGCUUGGCUGCAAGAGGUGCUGAGCUCUGAUAACCACCUUUAAAGCCAGUGCUGGCCAGAGCUCAGCACCUCCCCAGAUGGCUCCUUGCACUCACCUUGCUUUGCUGCCUUCCCAACGUUGUGCUGCCCCAAGAGCUGGCCGGGAGCCUGCAUCCCCACUCCCAGAGCAUGCUUUCAUUCCCCUCACUGAAUGUAGCACUGCGUGUGUGUCCUGCAAAGGGAAAUGCUGAAUUUCUACCAUUAGAAUGUGAAGAGAGAUUAUAUAGAGAGUGAAAACAAAAGAAGUAUCUUGGAAGGAGCAAAAAAAAAAUGUCUCUGACAAAGUUUAUUUUUUAACGUAGAGGCGGUGCUUUGUAGUUCCUGGUGGCCUAUGUCUUGUUGUAAAUAAUGUACAUUUAAUUUAUUGCUAUGGUAGCAGAUUGUAUUUGUUCUGUAUAAAAGGAGAGGGUCACAAAUUGUAUAUUUUGUUGCUUACCUGUGUCUUUGCAAAAUUCACAAUAAAUAACAUAUUUUGUGUCCA